Molecule: messenger RNA, 7681 nt
Organism: Talaromyces stipitatus ATCC 10500
Lineage: Eukaryota; Fungi; Ascomycota; Eurotiomycetes; Eurotiales; Trichocomaceae
Product: nuclear pore complex subunit Nup192, putative
Exons: 9
Coding region: 1-7551 (2516 amino acids)
Biological process (GO): DNA damage response; protein ubiquitination; ubiquitin-dependent protein catabolic process
Cellular component (GO): Cul4-RING E3 ubiquitin ligase complex; nuclear pore
Molecular function (GO): ubiquitin protein ligase binding
Source: RefSeq, a predicted model, not a curated record
AUGGAUGGCAUCGAUUCUGCGGGAGGUCUGCGCGGCCUGUUUCAAGACCUCUCCGCCAUCACAGAGCCUUCAAUGGUCAACAUUGAACGUCUCUGCUUUGAGCUAGAAUCUCACCUUCAGGACUUUCGCACACUUCUUGAUAAGCCAUCAAAGAAUGAUAAUAGUCGCAAAUCCGUUCUCUCAGGCAAAGUAAAGAUCGACAAUGUAGAAUAUGCGAUCAACGAGGACUUCCAGCAAAAUACAUUGCAGCUUGCCGAUGCAUUGAAUCUGGACGAAGUCGAAGCAGCCGGGCUAUUCAUGGCGGCGCAAGAGGCAGCUCAGCAGCUCGAUCGAACGCCACUGGUUGCUGCGAUUAUAAAAUUUCACGAACGUCGACAUUUCCUACUCGAAUGCUUGCGUCUGAUUUUCCAAGAGUCUUUUGAUGUGGAGCGAGAGGAAAUACAAGAGUUAAUGCAGAAUAUGGUUGGUCAUAUUUUGCAGACAAAGGAAGGAACGUUUCGCAACGCGUCUCUUUUUGCAAGGAAAUGCCUGGCAACUAUGGAAGAUAUAGAAAAGUGGUUGACUCUCAUUGCUGACCAGAUACAAAAGAUCUCGAUCGUUGGCCAGGCCGAGGAUGCAGAUAUUACGGAAGCUUUUGAACACCAACGCACAAGCCUGAUGCAACAACACGAGUCUCUAGGUGCCACCCUCUGCUACCUCUUUAAAGGAACAUACACAUCGUCCGAAGAUCUUCGCUUUCUUUUGGAUCGCAUGCGCAAAAUCGAGCGAGUCGAUCUGCUUCUGGUGCACUACCUUCCUGCGAUUAUUGCUGCGCUCAUCCAAUAUGGUUCUCCAAGCGGAUCGGGUACGCAACGAGAGGCUCGAAGCCUUCAUUUGGCCAUCAUAUCUAAAAAGGAUAAUAGUACAUGGGCUUUGGUCCCGCUUCAUGCUGCUGUGAUCUCAUUGUGGUUAUCGGUUUACAGCGGUUGGUAUUUCGAUUCGGGACCAGCAUCGCCAUUGCAAGGCGUCGAUUUCGAUAAGGAAGCAGAAGAGCGUACCACACUUUUCAAGGUGUGCUUGGAUGAGGGUGCUCUCGAAUUUAUGCUCGCCGUUUGUGCGAGUGUUCAAAAUGACGAAUGGAGUCACCCAGCCCGAAAUGAACUCGUGAACCUCUUGUUGAAGGACAGCCCAGCCUCUGUAUUCGAGGCAGACUCCGUAUCAGACUUUAUGAAACCUCUUUUGAUGGAGCAUUUUGAUACGUUCACCGAAUCAUGCAUUGCCAAUAUGCCAAAUGCGGUUCGGAUGUUGAAAGCAGACGAAGAUGCUCAGCGUCUCGACCAAAUAACUGCGCUUCGGGAUGGACUCAGUUCCAGUUUACACCGGGGCGUCUUGGAAGCGCGCACGCACUUGGAAACGUUCCUGGUGAUCAUGGCAUUCGCUUUUGAAGGUCGUCAUGACCCCGCACAAGAAUUCUGGGCCGAUCCAGAUGGUAAUUUGUACGGUUUCGUUCAAUGGGCAUCAAAGCGCCAGACUGUCCCACGUGUUAGUGCCUUCUGUGAGAUGCUAUGCUCCAUUUCAGAAGGCGAGGAUAACGCAGCUUCGGCGCAUAAAUUUCUCUCUGAAGAAGACAAGCAAACGUCUGUUAAAUUCAGACGCUCACCAUCAAUGAACUGGGCCCAAAUGUUUGCUGAGCUUCAGCUUUACGCGACAAAAGUGACCGAGAAACCCUCAACAUCAAGUCACGUACUUCAUACACGAAAAGCAGAAAAUAUCGAGAUGAACGAACCGGAGAGUCCUGUAAUGCUUACUUGCUAUCUUCAGCUCAUCGGUCAUUUGUCCAAACAAAACAAAGAAAUCCGGAACGACUUGCUAGGAAACCCUAGCUAUAAUGUGGUUAGCACAUUGUUAACGCUAUGCAGUGGCUCUAUUCCCACGCAUCUUCGAGCAAGCGCGUUCAGCACACUCAAGGCAUUGAUGACAGACCGCACUUCAAGUCAUGGAAACGACAUGUGGCUAGCGUUAGAUCAAUGGAUUUCUGGAGCCGCAGCAAAUGCUUCUGGACUUACAAAGGCGCCAAUUUUGUCGAAUCAACCGGCGUGGCAUGAGAGACAUGCAUUUCAGAAAAUUGGUGAGAGCUUUGAUCAAACGAAUUGCUUCGUUGACUUGGUCCACACCUUAGUUACACCGGUGUUCGAUCGUCCAGACAAACAACUAGCCCUACCCUUUCCAGAGGCAUUGGGAGCAUCGUACCGGAUGCCCGGCAUUGAACCGUACAUCGAUUUCGUCCUAGGUCAUGCUUUUGCGCGCAAAGUCCCAGAUGUUCCCGACUCGCAGGGGAGACUACUUGCCUUAAAUUGCCUUAAUUUCAUAGCGACUUGUCUGACAACAUUCAAUGAGGACCUAGUAGGCAUUGCGCACCAACCUUCAGCUAACUUAGAAACAGGCAUAAACUCAUCGGAUCUGAACAACUAUAUCCGCCUUCAUCCGUUUGCACGAGUUUUCGAGUGGCUUUUCAACGAGGACGUGCUCAAGACUCUUUUUCUAUCAGCUAAACAGGACCCGUCGGAGGUCUUAAGAGCGCAUUCUGAGUCAGUCCUUGUACAAUCAUUAGAGAAGACCCUCGAGGUGAUGAACCUGAUUUUAAAUCAUCAGUCCACCUACCUGAACAUUGUGCGACCGGUGCUCAGAAAUCAAGGAGUUACAAACAAGGUGACAGUCGCUAAUUCAGCUCUCGCCUCUUUUGAGGACAGCAUCUUGAACAACCUAUAUAUUAUACCGGCUUUAUGCCUCUACUGUGGAACAGGCCAUCAAGUACUCACUCAUCAUUCUAUGUCUCUUCUACAGAAACUGUCAAGCUCCAGGAAACUCAACAAAUCUGCAGCGACGGGUCUGAUGACAUGGAAGUCACCAAAUCGGAUUGUGGAGGUUCUAAGUACGGAAGUUGAUGCCGAUGUGGUUUCUCGACCUUUAGUUUAUCAAAUGCAACCAGAUCCAAGGGAGCUAGAUCAUGGUCCUACUUCCCCCGGCUACUUGAUUCGAGAUGGACUGUUAGCUUUACUCGAUAGCUGUCUUGCCACGAUCACGGAUAGACCCAAUAUCGCUCAUUUACUUCUUGGAUUCUCUUGUGUUAGUAAUACACUGGAUGUGAAUUCAGAGGGUCUUUUCGCCCAGGGCAUGUCGUUGCUUCACUCCGUCAUCGAAUUUAUACAAACGUAUCCUACUGAUAUUGAUGGAAACAUCUUGUCAUGGGCGGUUCAUUCUAAACGAAUGGCUUUCCAAGUUCUCAAACACCUUUGGUCGUCCAAAUUAUCAUCUGCCUUUGUUUUGACUGAGCUCCGCAUGAAUCGCUUCUUGAUGCUCUCGUUCGCUAAUCAACCCAUCAUCAAUUUCAACACAAUCUGGGACGGAUUUCCCUCCGUAGCUCCGGAGUUCUGGCUUUCACCUUCCUCAAGUGGGCUCAUGGAAUUCUUGGCAUAUAGAAGUCUUUUGUAUGAAUAUGCAACUACCGAGGUCAGGGCAGCUUCGAAGCUUGGUUCACAGUCACUGCAGCUUGAUGUGCUUUCUACUUUACUCGGCAUGUCUCUUGUCGAAAACGGAGAGACAUUGUCUCAUGCUACGGUGUUUGAUCUCUUCGACUUUGCAGACUUGAAGUUAUCGCAUGGUUUUCCAAUUCCUCAACUACAUUAUCUUGAGGGGGUCGAUUUUGACAUUUGCGCCAAAGAGCAGCCGGACAGCUCUGUCGUUCUCUAUGACCUUGAUGCAGCACAGCAACUCAUCGAACUGAGAAAGAAGCAACUCACAGGGGGGAGCCAAGUACGGUCACAAGAAGAGGAGCAAUUUAAGUUGGAAGCAGAACAAUUGACGGACUUCCUUCGUGUCACAAAUAUGGAAAGGCAAAUACAUUACAAUCGGUACCUUGCAAUCCGGUCGUGGGCCGAAUUGGUGACAACGAUGGCCAUCUCCUGCGAUAUGGAAGAGGGCCGCAGGAGAACAUUUAUCCUUCAAGCAAUCAGUUUAAUCACGCCAAAACUUGAGGGUGCCAUGGUUGAUAAUGUAGCUGAAGCAAUCCAGCUAGCGCAGCUAGCCGAGACUUUGAUAAGUAAACUCGACAGUUCAUUAUCACCAAGCCACCAAGGUCGUGGAGGCGAUUUGAUUGACGAGAAACUUUAUCAACUAGUACAAAUAAGCAUUCGUGGCAUAUGCUCAUCGAUAGGAGAUGUUUCACUGCGUGAAUCUUUCUAUAAUAUCUGUGCCCAUUACAUUUCUCGCAUCACGACGACACCUGGCUCUAUCCAUCAGAACCUGCGACGUCAAUGCCAGCUAGCCGUCAAAGCUUCUGGUGUCUCGCUGGUAGAAGCUGUCAGCGAUGAUGCUUAUGCUGGGCAAGAUACCUGCAAAGUCUCUGCAAUCCUUCUUUUGAAUCUACUUGCCGAAUUGGAUGCACAGGAGCAUUCGCAUUUUUUGGCAGAGACUAUCUCGCAGUCCAAUUAUCUUAAUAUGUUCUUGGACUCUAUUAAAACUUUAUCCUCGGAAUUCCGAGAUGCCCAAGCCCAUGACAUACCUCUUUUGAUAUCUUACUAUCAUGCACUGCUGUCCUUACUUCAGAAGCUUUGUCAAACCAAGCUUGGAGCGACUCUGGUACUGAACACUGGGCUCUUUGCGGCGAUUCGUGAGUCCCGACUUUUCGCCGCGGACCCUGAUAUUGGUAUAGAUAUGGAUAAUCCGGAUGCUCUACGAAACUACUACGAACUUCUUGCUUCAAUGUUGCGGGUCAUUGUUUCAGCUGUUUUCUCACGGAGUGUCCAUAACGAACAGAUUAUGGACCAGACACGGAACUUCCUUACGGAAAACAGGUCGAGUAUGGUUGGUAUAUUCAAACGCUCUGCCAAGAUAGGCGGCGAAGUAUCUUCGAAUCAUUGCAAGGUGAUUCAAAACUUGGUCAAGGCAUAUGUGGCAUUAAUCACUGCAGCCGGCUUUGUCGAGCAAAAUCCAACGCCGAGCGGACACCAGAGCAGCAAGCGCGGGGCCGCCGGGAAAAGGAAGUCUGUUCACGAAGACUUACAACAGAGGAAUAUCUCCGAGCUUUUUUCGAGUAGCGGCAAUCAGCAGCAGCAAUCGUCCUCGUCAGCGAAACGCCUUCGAACUUCGAUCUCACCGAGCAGAAGUAGUAGGGACAAGUUGAGUUCAGCAGAUAAGAUGUAUAACUUCUCGACGAGUUCCCAGUCUCCCAAAGCGGCUGAGAAGUUUUCAAAGAAGAUUGGUGGGCCUACUGUUGUGUCGCGACCGAGCAAUUUCACACCACAUACAGGAGCGAAAAGACUGGUUGUCAAGAAUCUUCGCUCAGGACCGCGGCUGAACCAGGACGAAUAUUUUGAUGAUAUUUGGACACGGUUGUCGGCUACAUUGGAUACAAUCUUUGACGGAGGAAAGCCGGCUGCUUCGCUUGAGGAAUUAUACAAAGGUGCCGAGAAUGUUUGUCGUCAAGGUCGAGCAGAGUCGCUUGCAAAGAAGCUGCAGGAGCGAUGCAAGACUUAUAUAGUCGACAAUCUACGACAGAACCUGGUGGAUAAGACAAAGAAUGCGUCUAAUAUUGAUACCUUACGGGCUGUGGUCGAUGCGUGGGCAGUAUGGAACACAAAGCUGGUCACGAUUCGAUGGAUGUUCUAUUAUCUUGAUCAGUCGUUUCUACUUCAUUCAAAAGACUACCCUGUUAUCAACGAGAUGGGACUGAAUCAAUUUCAGACUCAUAUUUUCCUUAACGAAGAGUUGAAGCCAAAGAUUCUUCAAGGCGCUUGCGAUUUAAUUGCAGCCAAUAGAGCUAGCACAGAAGAUAAGUCACAAGCUGAUUCGGAUCUUUUGAGGAAAGCAAUAUCAUUGUUCCACGAUCUUGGUGUCUAUACGCGUCACUUUGAACGUCUCUUCCUUUCCGAAUCUGAGGAGUUUCUCAAGACGUGGUCAAAGAAAGAAUCACAAAUCCGGUAUCUCGGGAAUUACGCAGAGAAUUGUCACCGUCUCAUAGAGCAGGAGUUGACUCAAUGUGAACUAUAUGCGUUGAAUCGGAACACCCAGCAGAGCUUGUCGGCACUUUUCGAUGAGUAUCUGGUGAGGGAUAAAGAGUAUAUACUUUUGUCAGAGUCUGAUUUGAAGGGUCUGAUGACAACUGAGAACAAGCAUGCUUUGGAACGGAUCUAUUCGCUGUUGGAACGCGUCAAGCUCGGAGACAGAUUGAAGCCAGCGUUUAGUAAAUACAUCGAGGAGCAAGGCGCGACUAUAGUCUUUGAUACAGAGCGAGAAGCUGAAAUGGUUGUCCGAUUGCUCAAUUUCAAGCAAAAACUGGACGAUACAUGGACAGAAUCCUUUCAUAAAGACGAGACACUCGGCCAUACGCUUCGCGAAGCAUUUGAGCAUUUCAUGAACAUGACCAAGAAAACGGAGGCCAGCUGGGGUACAGACAACUCUAAGACAGGAGAAAUGAUCGCCAAAUAUGUGGAUAUGCUGCUUAAGGGUGGUCUCAAGGUGAUCGGCAAGCAAGCAGAAGACACCGAAUUGGCCGACGAAGAUACGGAGAUCAACAAGCAAUUGGAUAAGGUUCUGGAUUUGUUCAGAUUUGUGCACGGCAAAGCGGUGUUUGAAGCGUUCUACAAGAAUGAUCUUGCUAGACGGUUACUUAUGGGUCGAAGUGCGAGUGACGAUGCAGAAAAGAGCAUGUUGGCUCGACUAAAGACAGAAUGCGGUUCUAGCUUCACUCACAACCUCGAGGCCAUGUUUCGGGAUAUGGACUUGGCCAGGGACGAGAUGAGCUCUUACAAUGCUUAUAAAUCACAGAGGCGCGACAAACUCAAUCUGGAUCUCUCAGUCAAUGUGUUAUCAGCUGCUGCAUGGCCCACGUAUCCUGAUGUCCUCGUUCGAAUUCCACCGGACAUAGCCAAAGCAAUUUCCGACUUUGAGCAGUACUACCAUACCAAACACAAUGGACGAAAACUUAGUUGGAAACAUCAAUUAGCACAUUGUCAGCUGCGGUCACGAUUCGACAAUGGUAACAAGGAGAUUGUUGUCAGCUCAUUCCAAGCGAUUGUACUGUUGUUGUUCAAUGAUGUGUCCGAAGGGGAGACAUUGAGCUAUGGCCAGAUCAAAGAAGCCACGGGAUUGUCUGAUCGCGAGCUCAAGCGAACCCUGCAAUCACUCGCAUGCGCCAAGUACCGCGUACUCACCAAGAAACCCAAGGGCAAGGACGUCAACGAAACUGACCAAUUUGCCUACAACAACGCCUUCCAAGACCCCAAGAUGCGCAUCAAAAUCAACCAGAUCCAACUCAAGGAGACCAAAGAAGAAAACAAGACGACGCACGAACGAGUUGCGGCUGACCGGCACUACGAGACACAAGCGGCGAUUGUACGUAUCAUGAAGAGCCGCAAGACCAUUACGCAUGCCGAAUUGGUCGCAGAAGUGAUCAAGGCGACUCGUAGUCGCGGUGUUUUAGAGCCGGCGGAAAUCAAGAAGAACAUUGAAAAACUCAUCGAGAAGGAUUACAUGGAGCGCGAAGAAGGAAAUCGGUACAGUUACUUAGCAUAGACAUAGAUGCACAAACCUGGAGUCACGGCUAGCGGACGAAAGAAUGAACGGUCUCUUUGAAACGAAUUAGACAGAUGUAUGAAAUAAUUCUUUGACAGCAAAUGAAUGUAUAAGAUUGUCUCGGCCGGUU